ACUUGCUGCUCCACACAGAGAGAAGAGUAAAGAGGAGAGUCUGUGUGAAUUACUUUGUGGGUAAGGGUAGAUAGCUCCCAUUGUUCUGUGACCUGUCAAUCAUCAAACCGGGGGUACAUUUUUUCCCCUCAAUUUCUUUUCCUUCACUCACCCAUUUUGACCCACUCCAAACGGGUCCGCGACCCACUAGUUGAAAACCACUGUUCUAGAUGAUAAUGUAUCUGCUAAAUGUGUAUGCAUUUUUAUGAUGGGCCCCUUUGGAUCCAGGGUCUGGGGACUUCAUGGCGUACAAGGUGCAUGGCCAGUAGUGUUUGUAAUAAUGAAGCAUCAUUGUAAUACUCACAGAGCAACUGCCUGUUUUCACCAGUGGUGUAAAAACAUUUGUCCGUAAAAAAAAGGAGCCGAUGUUUUUCUCUAGAUGGAUCUUUGUUUUACUGCCGUUAUAAAUGAAUAAAUCCCAUAAACUGUACUAUGAAGGUUCAGUUGUGUGUAUGUACACAGAUUUGAAUUGUCUUUUCUUUUUCUCCUGAGAUAAUGCUAACUGAAAACGUACAAAUGGAUGAGGAGGAGUUAUCAGCAGCUACGUUGAAUCCAUGAAAGCACCACAGAGCGGCUGUAGUGUGAAGUGAUGUGUGUGAGACCACACAGGACUUCUGUUUGUGUUGUUCGUGUGCUUCAUCGAUGGAUUGGGUCUGCUAGCUCGGCCCUGCUGGGGGGUGGCAGCAACUACACAACCGCUGCCCCCCCGGGUCCGAGCUUCACCCACCAGCUGAACACCGCCUCACCUGUGGUGCCAAGGGUUGUUUCCAUAGUGACCAGCCUAGUGACCGCCAUCACGGAGGCCACAGUGGGAAACACAGGAAACACGUCCACAUUUGGCGGACAGAGAGGGGGCGAGCUGAGCGCGGCGUCCCCGUCGGUGCUGAGCGCAGUGGAGAGUAACUCGGUCCUGCAGGGCGUCGCCGUGGCCACACAGGCCCUGGUGCUGCUCUGCAUCUUCCUCCUUUCCAGCCUCGGAAACUCAGCGGUGGUCAUCGUCAUCAUCAAACACAGACAGCUCCGGACGGUGACCAACGCCUUCAUCAUGUCGCUGUCGCUUUCCGACUUCCUCACCGCCGUCCUGUGUCUGCCCUUCUCUUUCGUCAUGCUCUUCAGUAAGGACGGUACCUGGAUGUUCGGUGACGGUUUUUUCUGCGUGGCCAAUGGAUUUUUCAACACCUGCUUUGGCAUCACCUCGACCCUGACUAUGAUGAUUUCCUUCGACAGGUACUACGCCAUCGUCAGACAGCCCCAGGCUAAAUCGGGCCGCCAGAAAGCCACCCAGUUGUUGAUAGCUGUGUGGUUAGCUGCGGAUUUCUCCCUGCCUUGGUAUCUGUUGGUCCGUAACCCUCCGGAAAUCCAUAAGCGGGGUUUCUACCACUGUAUGUAUGUGUUCCACUCCGGGACCCACGCAUGGGGGACUACAUAUAGCAUCUGCCUUAUCGUCGUGUGUUACUUACUGCCCUUCUCCCUCAUGUGUUUUUGUCAUUAUAACAUCUGUAAGACGGUUCGUCUCUCUGAGAUCCGAGUCAGGCCCGUCACCACGUAUGCGUACUUGCUACGAUUUUACAGUGAGAUGCGAACAGCCACCACAGUCCUCAUUAUGAUUGUUUUUAUAAUUUUUUGUUGGGGUCCAUACUGUUUAAUGGGGUUGGUUACAGCAUUGGGAGACUACACAUUCAACCCUGCGAUGGACACAGUGGCUAUCUGGCUAGCAUGGGCAACGACAUCAAACCCCCUGAUCUACGCCCUGAGGAACCCCAAUAUAUCCAUGCUAAUGGGGCGGAGCAGAGAGGAGGGCUAUCGGACCAGAAAUAUCGGUUCAUACCUUUCCAACCAAACGCAGAACCGUGAUGCUCGGAUUAACCAAGCGGAAAGGAUAAGGGACCGCUACGUGACUCGUAUAGGGGUAAAUAACAACAGCCGAUUGUCCAGCUCGAGUCCUGCUAAAGGAGGUGAAGUGGCGAUGUGGGCGUGUAAAAACCCCGCUGUGUUCUUCUGCAGGGACGCUCAGCCCGACACGGCCACACUCGCCAACUCUGACAGUGCUCCGAAGAUGAAGACGGCUGACAACCAGCCUGUGACAUUCUGAGAGAAUCAUUGUUUCUUCUCUGAUCUGUAUUUGCUGCUGCCACCAGUUUGUGGCAAGUUAGGAAAUACCUGAUAGUAUUUAUGUGUAUUCAGUACACACACUCGGAAAUUUUUAGGACUCAAUCCACAGUUUGAUCAGAUUUUUGUUCUAGGAAUCAAAAGGAUUAUUUUAGCUCUUCAUGUAUUACUAUUAUAUUAUGUUACACUGUGUGAAGACAAAGGUCAGGACUGUGAACACUCUAUUUUGACUUAUUUUAUACAAGAACGUUCUGGAAUUCCAUCAUUGAUAAAGCAUGGAGCGAAAUGCAAAGCAUUCGUGUUAAAAACA
Molecule: messenger RNA, 2458 nt
Organism: Gymnodraco acuticeps
Lineage: Eukaryota; Metazoa; Chordata; Actinopteri; Perciformes; Bathydraconidae
Product: G-protein coupled receptor 135
Biological process (GO): G protein-coupled receptor signaling pathway
Cellular component (GO): membrane
Molecular function (GO): G protein-coupled receptor activity
Source: RefSeq, a predicted model, not a curated record